This is a messenger RNA of Orbilia oligospora ATCC 24927, 2196 nucleotides long. RefSeq lists its product as uncharacterized. The record is from RefSeq and is a predicted model, not a curated record. Bases 1 to 2196 code for a protein of 731 amino acids. The transcript is spliced from 2 exons. Gene Ontology annotation, molecular function: ATP binding; ATP hydrolysis activity. NCBI's taxonomy places the organism in Eukaryota, Fungi, Ascomycota, Orbiliomycetes, Orbiliales, Orbiliaceae.
AUGCCUCGUCAAACCCUCCACCCAAAGUCCAAGACCGGUGCAAUCAGCGGAAAUGCUUCGCACCUCUACGUGCCCGCCGAUGGCAUUGUCGUCACGGCCCAGCAAUCCCGCUUCCACGUUGACGCCGACCUCUCAGCCGCCAGUCUAGAAAUAGACAUCAAGGAUCUCUCCGUAACUGUUCAAAACAGAGAUCUCUUGCAGCAUGCCCAUUUACGACUUCUCGAAGGACGUCGCGAUUUUUUGAUAUAUGAAGGAAAAUCAACUCUCCUCAAAUGCAUCGCCGAACAACGUAUCCCAGGUCUUCCACUGAACCUCCGUACCCUUCUUCUUUCCCAAACAAGCCAAUCGAAAUCUCUAACCUCCCCGACAACUACUACUCUCGAAUAUGUCCUCCGUUCGGACACAAAGCGAGAACUGGCCCUCUCCGAUUCUUCUUUAAUUCAAAAAGCCUUAGAAGAUACCAACAACCCUCUUGAGAUCAUCAAAGUGUACCGAAAGCUUCGUCACGCAAGACUUUCUCGAGACUUCGAGCGGGCAAAACUAAUCGCCGAAAGGCGAUCAGGCGCCAGAGGCUGGGAUGCAAGAAAAGUAUUAAAUAAAAUGGAAGAUGAAAUGCUUGCGUCGGAGUUAUCAGUUACUUCCAUUGAUUCUUCAGUACCAGCUACAACUCUGGAAGAAGAAACGAGACUAGCAGUUGAGAUGCUGGAUGAUUUACAAAUGUAUCUUGAGUCGACUGCUGCUUCGCAGUCUUCUGUUAAUGCUAGGGGGAUAUUAUUAGGUCUUCGGUUUACAGAUGAUAAAAUCGACGGACCGUUCUCAGCACUUUCGGGAGGAUGGCAGACGAGGGCGUUACUUGCUGCUGCGUUGUUCCAAAAGACGGAUGUGCUGAUGUUGGACGAACCUACGAAUUACUUGGAUUUACCAUCGAUUAUAUGGUUGGAACAUCAUCUUCAGACGAUUGAGGAUACGACCUUGGUAGUGGUUACACACGACCGUACUUUUGCGGACAAAAUCGGAACGGAUUUGAUAGUUUUGAGAGAACAAAAAUUGGAAGUAUUCGAGGGCACACAAACGGCCUGGGAAGUUGAGAAAUGGAAGCAAAUCAGGCGAAUGACGAAGAUGAAGGAGGCGCAAGAUAAGAAGGUUGCACAUAUGCAACAGACGAUUGAUAAUAAUGCUGCGGCAGCUAAACGAAGCGGAGAUGAUAAGAAGUUGAAACAAGCGGCUUCAAGGAAGAAAAAACUAGAGGAGAGGACGGGAAUGGAAGUUGGAUUGAAAGGUGGGAGGUUUAAACUUAAUAGGGAUUUGGCUGGAUAUCAUCUUACGAAUCGAGCGGAGAUCGAGAUUCCUACUAUGGAUAAAACAGCUGUUGUGAGGUUUCCUUUAGACCCUCCAGAUUUGCGGUUCCCGGGGUCACUCGUGGCAUUGGAGAACGUGGCAUAUAGGUAUCCAAAGGCGAAGCAAGACCAAGUCACUGGUAUCAAUUUAACGAUCCAUCCUGGUGCAAGGGUGGGCUUGUGCGGACUGAACGGAUCCGGAAAGUCGACGAUUAUCAAACUGUGUAUUGGACAGUUCAAACCUAGAGUUGGGAGUGUAACACUUCAUUCCAGGUUAAAGGCCGCAUACUUUUCACAGCACACUGUCGAGGAACUAGAGGUUCUAUCGGCAGCGAAUCCAGAACUUACAGCUUUAUCUCAUAUGCAGGCUUCCGCGCCUGAGCUGACGGAACAAGAAGCGAGAACGACACUGGCCGGAUUUGGAUUACAAGGAAGGAUCACAAGCGAUGUACCUAUGGGAAGCUUAAGUGGUGGGCAGAGGAGUAGAGUCGCCCUGGCUAGUUUACUGUAUACUCCGCCUCACCUUUUGAUUCUUGAUGAAGUCACCACCCACUUGGAUAGCGACACGAUCAUCAGUCUAGUUGAUACUCUCAAAGAGUUUAAAGGUGCAGUUCUCGUCGUCACCCACGACCGUUUCUUUAUGAGGUGUGUGGUGGAAGGCGAAAGUGCGCACGAAGAUGAGGAUGGAAGUGAUGAAGACGAAGAUUAUGAGGACACCGGAAAGGGAACGUACAAAGCCCCGAAGGGAACAGUUUAUAGAGUUAGUAAGGGCAACAUGAAGAUAAUGGAACGAGGAAUGGGGCAGUACGAAGAAAUCGCAGAGAAGAGCAGCAAGAAGUUGAUGGAAGGUCUUUCAUAA